GUUUGCGGUGUACGGAGGCAGCCUAUCGUGCAUAUGGCGAAUCUUGAUGAUGAGUUGAGUUUGAGUUUUGACGGAGAAUCGCUGGAUGAAUGGACUGGUUCGAUGUCUUCAUCGAGAGGAAAUGAACUGCACACAUCAGACCUGGCCAAAUCAAAGCUGCAACCGUCCAGCUCUGGCCUGAUUGGCUCGUGUUCCUCUCUAAUGGGACCGUGCCCGACACCGCCAGGCUUUGAAACACCUCGCAGUGAUACAGAUAGGUACGACUGGACGGCAUUUGACGAAGAACGUUGUUUCGGUAUAUCCGUAUCGCUGUACGAACGAAAUCCUAUAACGGGUCAAAAUGCGGGUAAUCCUAUAGCGGACGUUUUCGGGGUGGUGGCUCGAGACAACAAUGUGAUUAUGGCGCUGGCCGACGGGGUCAACUGGGGCGAAGGGUCACGGCUGGCGGCCCGUUGUGCAGUCCGAGGAGCCAUUGAUCAUUUGAAUUAUCACAUAUUCGCUGACCAGUGUAAAACCACCACUGAAGUCUUCCAUACUUUGUUAGGUGCAUUUCAUUCAGCCCAUGCGCUGAUCCUUCAAGAAGGUGGACUUUUAACGACAUUAUGCGUAGCAGUCGCAGUUCAGUUGAAGCAUUCAGAUACAUGGGUUUUGUGUUGCUGUAAUGUUGGUGAUUCGCUGUGUUUUGUAUAUAAUCCAGUGGCUGGCGUACGAGAGGUCAGUGAUUUGAGCUGGAUUUGUCCUUGA
Messenger RNA from Anisakis simplex (herring worm), 744 nucleotides. NCBI's taxonomy places the organism in Eukaryota, Metazoa, Nematoda, Chromadorea, Rhabditida, Anisakidae. The record is from the annotation of a GenBank genome assembly.